Myzus persicae (green peach aphid) is the source of this 2784-nucleotide messenger RNA. RefSeq lists its product as uncharacterized. The transcript is spliced from 9 exons. The record is from RefSeq and is a predicted model, not a curated record. NCBI's taxonomy places the organism in Eukaryota, Metazoa, Arthropoda, Insecta, Hemiptera, Aphididae. Bases 654 to 2687 code for a protein of 677 amino acids.
GUGGUAGACUUAUACCAGCUAAUAUUAGUAGUUUCAAGUUUGUAGCUACAUCUGCCUAUAUAGACAAUAUAAGAGUAUUAGACAAUUACAAUAGUCAAUAGUCAGCAGUUACAAAAGUAAGUUGCUGUUAUAGACUAUAGUAGUUUGUUUUCGCUGCGGCUGUUGACUGUUGUGCACUGUGCAGUCGUCACUCGUCAGUUGUAGUGUCGUUUAAGAUAAUAUGUGCAUGACGCAUGUGUGAUGUGUCAUUACUUAUAUAUAUGUGGAGCGGAGCGACGUGUGUGUCUCCUUUGAAAAAAAAUUAGUCCGUACCUAUUAUUCAUUUUUUUUUUUUUGCUUCCCCUCCCUGCGACCUUGUACGCGCGUAUUAUGUUGAUUGUGUACUGUCGAUGGUUAUUCAUUUCGUCGUAAAUUAUUCCUGACAAAGACGUUUGUUUGACCGUCGUAAAAAGAAUACAUAUAAAUAAUAAAAUCAAAAUUUUUAUCAGUCGUAUUUUUGCCGAUUCGGGAAAUAUAAUAAUUAUUACUAAGUACUAACUCUUCUUUGUUCCUUGAAUGUAUUGACUGUUGAGUCUUGAGUGUUCAGUCACGCGCGUGCUCUAUUGCUAUCAAAUGUAUUAAAUUUACUGCAUCAUUGUCUGGAAAAUAUUGUCAUGGAUUUCAAAUACCUGUUGGUGUGUGCGGUGUUAUUGAUUCCGACUAGCAGUGGUGUGUCGUUUGAUGAAGUUGAUGAUGUCUUCGAGUUGACUACCAAAGUGUUUGAUUUCGUCAGCAAGUCAUGGGAGGUUGCUGAUAAGGUGGAAGAACGUUUGGGCAGUGAAAAUACUCCACUCGUUUGGUUCACAAAAAAAAAAGAACGUAAGAUUUUAUCUUACUUUGGACAUAUCACUCACCUCGUGCAAAUGACCCAAAAGGAAACAAACGACAUCAGGACUAUGAUGUUGGUUAGUCUUAAAAGGUUGCAAUCUAUGUCUGAUGCUGUUUUGAACGGAAUGCAAAUUAAUGAACUUUUGGAGUCUGUUAGAUCAAUCGAAAAUGAUUUUAGUACUAUGGAAGAGUAUAAAUAUGAAGAAAAAGAUAAGAACAAAAAAAAUGUAAAUCCUGCAUAUACAUCUUAUACAUUAGAGAAAUUUGCUGAUGCAAUGUUGACAUAUUCUGCUGGAUCUCCUCAUAAGCAGUUGGCAAAAAUUCACUCUUUCAUUGUUCCGGAAUGGGAAGGAUUCAAAUUUCAUACACAUGGCGGUAUUUUCAAUAUUUUAAGACACACUAUGGAAAAUAGUGAUACACUUUGUGAUCAAAAGCAAUCACUACAACAGCUGAUUUUUAAUUUGUACACAACAUUGCAUCUUACUCAGUUAAAAGGAUAUUCUGUUAUGCAAUAUUCAUGGAUGUUAUUGCAAACGUAUGGAAAAGGAAAUUUUACAUUCGAAAGAACAAAACAAACAGAACAUUUUGAGAAAAAAAUCAUUGAACAACUCGACGCUUUAAAAUCUUCAAUUAUUUCUGCUAGUAAUGUAUACUGGAGAUGUGAUCCGGCAAAACAUAUAAAGGAUACAACUUAUUUAGAAGUCACACAAUUGUUACAGGGUUACAUAGAAAAUGAAGCUGAUAUGAACAGAGAACAGAGCUGCUUGAAAGAUUGUUCAUACUAUGAAGUUGCAGAACAUAAAUCAUGUUUUAGAGAUCAAUUUUGUGCCAAACAGCGUGUUUGUAAUGGACGUAUAUUAAAUUGUCAGUAUUUUGAUUCAGACAUGAGAAUUUGUCAAUCUAAAUUUGGAAGCAGUAGGCGAUAUGAUUACAUUUCAUAUGAAAGAGGUAAAGUCUUAGGUGAUUCAUCAGUUGAAUGUAAAGGUACAACAAGUGCGGUAGACAGCUGGUGGACAUUUUUGGUUUGGCAUUGUUCUUACUGUUUUUGCAUUUGCGAUUCAAAUGAUUCUGCUUCUGAUAGAUACUUCAGUUUAAGACCUUCAGUGUCUAAUGUUAAUGAAAAUAUGGUUAUAACCGGUGUAAGGUUUACUAAAGUUAAACAAAUGUUCCAUUUACAAGCACAAGAAGGUGAACUUGGCCCUCGAGGAGCAAUAAUUGAAUCUUCCAGACGAUGGAUUGAAGUACCUGGUUCUGAGUUUUCAUAUAGGAAUAAAACAUUAAAAGAUGGUGUCGACUAUCAUACAUUAACAUAUGAAGCACGCAUUAUGGAUAUUGAUAAUGUAAUUGCUCCUGAAAAUACGGUUGUGACAGGAUUAAAAUUUAGAAAGAUUGGAUCUCACCUUAAUAUUGAAGUCCGCAUUACUCCGUUCGAUUUUAUGACUGGUGAACUUAUUGAACCCGAGUUAAAAAGUUAUUGGAUCGGAAAUGAAAACACUGAAUUGUCCAUAAAUCCAAGGACUGAAAUUGACAUAAAUAAUUCAGAUUUGCAAACCAAAUCAAGUACUGCAUCUGAACCAGAUAUGUCUUCAAAUAAAUUCCUCAAGUUUACACAUUCAUCUAUUGACCGUGAUGUUGCACAAACAACAUUACCUUUUAUUGACAUGCAGACAGUAGCACCAUUUCCAGGAGUGCCAUUUUCUGGAAUAGGAAUUUACUAUAAAGGAACAAAAGGUUUUGGUGGAUUCAUUGGUGCUAAUAUUUUUACUUACAAUUUAAGUAAUAACAUAAGUCCCAGUUUAUACCAAAUACAUGCAGUUUAAAAGUUGUAUUUAUUUCAAUCUGUAUUCUGUAAUAUUAAGAACCUAUAUAAACUAAUAACAUUAAUGAAUCUCAAUUUGUAUAAUAAUAAAGUACUAU